Molecule: messenger RNA, 1420 nt
Organism: Cicer arietinum (chickpea)
Lineage: Eukaryota; Viridiplantae; Streptophyta; Magnoliopsida; Fabales; Fabaceae
Cellular component (GO): cytoplasm
Source: RefSeq, a predicted model, not a curated record
UUCCAUUUAUUGUAUUUGUAGCACUUCAAAGUUAAAAGAAAUAGACCAUAGUGUAGCACAAGGAAAUAGAAGAGAAUACUCGAAGAUGGAGCACGAGGAAGACGAAGAGCCACCUCUUGCUGUUCAGAUUCAACUGGAUAAUGAUCAAUCCGUUUCUCAACAACCUUCUGUUGGUGUCACCCUCAUCACCGGUUAUCUUGGUGCUGGCAAGUCUACGUUAGUGAAUCAUAUCUUGAACUCUCAACACGGGAAGAGGAUUGCUGUCAUAUUGAAUGAAUUCGGUGAGGAAAUUGGAGUGGAAAGAGCACUGAUAAAUGAAGGGGAAGGUGGUGCAGUUGUUGAAGAAUGGGUUGAGCUUGCUAAUGGGUGUAUAUGUUGCACUGUUAAGCAUAGUUUGGUUCAAGCCCUUGAGCAGCUUGUACAGAGAAAAGAAAGGUUAGACCAUAUAUUGCUGGAAACCACUGGUUUGGCUAAUCCAGCACCUCUGGCAUCUAUUCUUUGGUUGGAUGAACAGUUGGAAUCUGACGUGAAGCUUGAUUCCAUUGUCACUGUUGUCGAUGCAAAAAAUGUUAGGUUUCAGCUCAAGGAGCACCGUGGCUCAUCUUCAUUUCCUGAAGCAUAUUUUCAGAUAGCAUUUGCGGACAUUGUAAUUCUUAACAAGGUUGAUUUGGUAUCUGCAGAAGGUUCUGGAGCUCUGGAGGAACUUGAGGAGGAAAUCCAUAACAUUAACACACUUGCAGAGAUAAUUCAUUCUGUUCGAUGUCAAGUCGACUUAUCUAAGAUAUUGAACCGCCAAGCUUAUGAUACCGCACAUGCAACACAUUUAGAGGCAUUGUUAGAAGAAAGUCGUUCUUUGUCUACUAAAAAGCUCCAUGAUAGUGGCGUGAGAACCUUGUGCAUUUGCGAGACACGCGCAAUUGAUCUUGAUAAGACUUGUAUAUGGCUAGAGGAGAUUCUUUGGGAUAAGAAAUAUGAUAUGGAUGUAUACCGUUGCAAAGGAGUUUUAAGUGUUCAAAACUCUGAUCAAUUGCAUACUCUGCAGGCAGUGAGAGAACUAUAUGAGAUUGUUCCUGCUCGCAAGUGGGGGAAGGAAGAAAACAAGAUUAAUAAGAUAGUCUUUAUAGGUCAUAAUCUGAAAGAAGAUGUUCUGAUUAAUUCAUUCAGAGCUCUUGCAACAUGUUAGGCUGUGUAUUUGUUCUCUUGUAUGGGUAAAGACUAAUAGUUGGGUAUUUGAUGAUGAUUUUGAGAUUCAGCCUAAUUAGUGUGUUAAAAUCUGAGCUGUUUUUCUAAUCACAGGUCAAGUUCUAGGUCCCUUAAUGCUCAGCUCAUAUGAUUAAAGUUAAAUAUUUUUAAUGAUAAAACAAUUAUUGGUGUUAGUGCUUAUGAAUUAAAUAAAUAAAAUGUCUCGUAUUUGCUACCA